This is a messenger RNA of Melanaphis sacchari, 2280 nucleotides long. RefSeq names its product peroxidase-like. The transcript has 13 exons. Gene Ontology annotation, biological process: response to oxidative stress. The record is from RefSeq and is a predicted model, not a curated record. NCBI's taxonomy places the organism in Eukaryota, Metazoa, Arthropoda, Insecta, Hemiptera, Aphididae. Gene Ontology annotation, molecular function: peroxidase activity; heme binding. Bases 218 to 2239 code for a protein of 673 amino acids.
UUCAACGGUUUAGUUAGUACUAACGUUACUGUUACCCUAUGAGGGUUUAAGAAACAGUGAUUCCAUUCCAGAUUUUAAUAUAUUAUUUCUAUUGAGAAUACUUUUAUUUAUUUAUUUUUUUUUUUUACUUGACUAGUAUAACCAAUCUUCUUGUUUUAUUUUCUGGAACCAUUUACAAAAAUAAUUUUCCAAACAUUAUAGUGUAUGCCUUUAUAAUAUGACUUAUGUACGUACAGAUGGUGAAACAGAACCAUUGUUCCAAAAAAGUAAUUCAUUUUCUAAACGAAAACCAAAAUUGUUUAAGUGGCUUUUAUAUAUAAUUUUGUUCGGAAUAUUGUUACUGGGUGCUGUUUUUAUCUUAAACAUUUUUAUUAACGAUGGCAUAAAAUCGGAACCCAGCGAUGUCCCAAAAAAAAAAAGUUCAUUUCGUAUCACGAGUAUUGCAACCACAAAUGAUGAUUAUAUAAAACAAUGUGCUCCUAAAAUGAAAUGUGAUCCAACCGCUAAGUACAGAAGCAUAAAUGGAUCAUGUAACAAUUUAGAAAUACCUACGAGAGGAGCAGCAGGAUCGCCAUUUUAUCGUUUAAUUAAUGCUAAUUUUAGUGAUGGUUAUUACAAACUACGUGUUCAGACAAAUGGAAGCCCAUUACCCUGGCCAAGGGUGCUCGAUAUUGACAUAUUUUUGAACCGUGAAAUAUUUAGAGUUGAUGAAAAUAAUGUACUUUUAUUACCAUUUGGACAAUUAUUAGCCCAUGACAUAUCGAGUUUGCCCAAUGAUCUAAUAUCAGAUGAAAAUGGUGAUACAAUAGAUUGUUGUGUGGCUGAAAAUAAAAUAAAAUAUUAUAAUCAAUGUCAAUUCGUGAUUUACAAUUUACCCGACGAUCCUGUUUAUGGUGUGCACAAUAAAACUUGUACGCCUAUGUUCCGAUCACUUACAUCAAGAAAUUACAGUUGUCCGUUAUACCCUACAACAUUUAUCAAUGAUGUUUCUCAUUUUAUCGACGCGAAUGAAGUGUACGGUUCAAAUGAAAAUAACGCACGAGAGCUUAGAGCUAUGGAGGGUGGAAGACUUAAAUUUUCUAUCGCCGACAAUGGUCAAAUAUUCUGCCCGAUGAUGAGAAAUCAAUACAAGGCAUCAAGUCGUCAAAAAAAUAUCCAUCUUCAAUUCAAAACAGGGGAUCCAGCUAACGGGAAUCAAAAUUUAGGAAUAACUACAAUGCAGAAUUUAUUUUUAAGAUAUCAUAAUUACAUUGCUUUUAAGCUUUCGACUUUAAAUCCAUCUUGGUCUGAUGAAAUUAUUUAUCAAGAGUCACGAAGAAUUGUCAUCGCAACUAUUCAACGUAUCGCGUAUGAAGAUUUCUUACCAAUUAUUAUUGGAAAUGAUUUUCAAGAACUAUAUGGAAUAAACGAAGCAAAUAUCUAUGAUCCUACCAUAAAUCCAUCUACAUCCAAUGAAUUCUCAAGUGCUGCUAGUCGAGCUCUCCACGCAAUUAUACCAAUAGCAGUCAAUUUAAUGAAUAAAGACUAUGAAAUAGAAAAAUCAAUAAGACUUACGGAUUGGAUGACAAAAUCAGACCUAAUACCUAUAAAUGAUAAUUUUGAUAAAUUAUUAAAAGGUUUUAUAGAGACUCCAGGUCGAGUGUUUCAACCUUCAUAUAAUUUUGAUAUAUCUAAUUAUUUAUUUCCUCUACCAAAUGAACCUUUAUAUAAAGGUCGUGAUCUACUUGCACUCGAUAUUGGAAGGGGCCAGGAUGUGGGCCUUCAACCAUACAAUCAAUUAAGACAUCUUUGCGGGUAUCCAUUGGCUAAAAAUUUUGAAGAUUUGGCGGAUCUUAUACAUAUAAAGGACAUUAGCAAAUUGAAAAAACAUUAUUAUUCAGUUAAUGAUAUCGACUUAAUAGUAGGUCUUUUAUUAGAAAAACCCAGUGAUGGUGCGAUUGUAGGUCCAACAACACAGUGUUUAUUUGCUGAAAAUUUUUAUCGAUUCAAAGCUGGCGAUCGAUUUUUCUAUGAUGUAAAAGGACAGCCCGGUAGCUUUACAGAAGAUCAACUGAAAAUGAUAAAGAAAAUUACUUUUGGCCAUGUUAUAUGCGCUACUUCGAACGUAGACAAAGUACAAAAAGACAUAUUCAAAAUAGUCGAUCACAACUUAUUUCCAUCCAUUAAAAUGAAAUGUGAUGAGGAAUUUGAUUUAAAUUUUGAAGCCUGGGGAGAAGCAAACAAUCAUCCAGAGUUGUGAAAUAAUUGAAGCGUUAAGAUAAAUAUAUAUUGUACAUUAUA